Messenger RNA from Pomacea canaliculata, 1886 nucleotides. Its product is annotated as probable ubiquitin-conjugating enzyme E2 7. The transcript is spliced from 6 exons. Bases 87 to 593 code for a protein of 168 amino acids. Gene Ontology annotation, molecular function: ubiquitin conjugating enzyme activity. Lineage: Eukaryota; Metazoa; Mollusca; Gastropoda; Architaenioglossa; Ampullariidae. The record is from RefSeq and is a predicted model, not a curated record. Gene Ontology annotation, biological process: proteasome-mediated ubiquitin-dependent protein catabolic process; protein polyubiquitination.
GGUUUUUGCACAUGCGCAUUCACAGAUGACAGAUACAGUUGUCGACUUCAAGCUUGUUUGCUCGAGUACAGGCAGUGCAGUGGGCUAUGGCCCAAGAACGGUCCUCUUUGCUUCUUAGAAGACAACUUGCAGAGCUACACAAGUGCGGCAGUGAAGGAUUUUCUGCUGGACUUAUUGAUGAUGAUGAUGUCUACAAGUGGGAAGUUGUAAUUUAUGGACCACCCGAUACAUUGUAUGAAGGGGGAUAUUUCAAGGCCCACCUAUACUUUCCUAAAGAGUAUCCCAAUCGGCCUCCAAAAAUGAAAUUUGUGUCUGAAAUGUGGCACCCAAACAUCGACCAAGAAGGCAAUGUAUGCAUCUCCAUCUUACAUGAACCAGGUGACGACAAAUAUGGGUAUGAGAAGGCAAGCGAACGAUGGUUACCUAUUCACACUGUAGAAACUAUACUUGUCAGUGUCAUCUCCAUGCUUGCUGACCCAAAUGAUGAGUCACCUGCAAAUGUAGAUGCUGCAAAAAUGUGGAGGGAGCAGCCAGAAGAUUUCAAAAAGAGAGUGUCUAAAUGUGUACGGAAAAGUCAGGAUGAAUUCUUAUAAUGUUAGCACACGGGUGGAACAUUAAAGGCCAUACUAAUGUCAACCCAGGAUAGUAUUGCAGUUUGGUACAAAAUGCAUUAGUUUGAACAUCACAGAUUGAUUUGAAAACAACUACCACAGAGGAAAUUCUCCAACAGCUAACCUAUCUUCUCCCAGGGUGGUGGGUGGUAGUUUUUCAUGAGAAACAGUAAAUCUUCUAUUUAUUUGACUGCACAACAGCGCAGCUAAUUCAGGAGCUUUCACCAAUUUUUUUCCAGAUCUUUUUGUGAUCUAUCACCAACAAAGCAAUCUUGAGGUGAGAAAAUGCUUCAUUUCCAUCCACAGCUGUCCAGUUUCUCAUGCUAAUCAUGGCAUAAGGCUGUUGAAGACCCAUGAAAGUAGAGAAUGUGUACAGUUUCUAGUGUUAAAGAUUGCACAUAUUUAACUACCUUUGGUCCUGAAUGACAUUUUGUGCUUUUCACAUUUAUGUAUGAUACAUGUACAACUCACUUUUCAUGCGUUUUACACUACACAUUUUUAAGUGUGCAAGGCUCACAAUUAUUGUCCAUUUUAACCUCUGUACACAGAGGUGGUUACUAUGGAUGCAAGGAUUGAAAGAAACAUACCAUGCAAUUUUCUUUACUCCUGCAUCCAGAAGUAUUUGAACGGUGUUCUAACAUGCACUCAGAUGUUUAAUACUAUGUGCCACAUAUUCAGUCACGUUCAAAAGUUCUGGAGCAAGAAUUUUUCACCUGGAAUCUUGCUGAAGUGAAAUUGUGGAUUGUUGAAAUGGGAAGGGUAGGACUUAAUAAUGGAAAGUGGAUUUCAAGUGAGUUGUACAACUGAAUCAGCCAUGGGAAAGAAAGCCAAUGUAUAUUCUGUAGCAUUCAAAAUGUGUGAAGCUCAGGUAAUAGUGUGAUCGUGGUGAUAGUACUUAGGUCAGUUUGUUACCUGCAGCCAUUUACUAAGUGCUGUUUCAUCUUAAGUAUGAAUCAGCAGUCAUAUAAACUGUUUAUAUAAAACUGGUGCAUCUACUGUCCGCAGACAUUUCGUCAGUAAGUUAAAUCUCUGCUAAUUUUUUUUUUAUAUAUAUAUAGACUGUCAGUUGCAACUCCUUAAGCUUGUGUGUGGAUAUGUGCAAAUGUAAAUGCAUUGAUAAAACAAUGCUUGUGUGUGAUGACUUGCAAGGAAGUUCGCAUGCUUGUUUAUUAACAUGACGAAAACAUCAAAUCUCGGGUAACUUGUAUGUAGACCUUACUAGUUUGGCAUGGGAAUGUUAGAAAUUUCUGGUGUAAUAAACAGUGAGUCUUGGUA